Molecule: messenger RNA, 4449 nt
Organism: Tinamus guttatus (white-throated tinamou)
Lineage: Eukaryota; Metazoa; Chordata; Aves; Tinamiformes; Tinamidae
Source: RefSeq, a predicted model, not a curated record
AUGCCUAACCCCGUGGAAGCGUACAACAAAGGCAACGCCAACGGAAAACAAAGGCUGAUUUCAGGAGCAGAGCCCACUGUGCAGAAUUCCGGCAGUGACAUCGUUCAUCCCAUAAAGGUUGACGAGAGUGGAUCGUUCCUGUCCUAUGAUUUAUCUCACCGAGCAAUUCAUAGAAGGUCUCUUUCCUCCGGAAACAAUUUUCUUGCCUUUUAUGAGCUGCAUUACAAAGGACAAGCCCUGAAAUUCAACUUGAGCCUCAACAGCAACCUCCUGGCGCCGGGGUUUGUGAGCGAGCGGCGGUUCGGGGGCGUCGCGCGCGCCGAGAUCCGGCCGCGCGGCUCCGACUCCUGCCACAUGAUCGGGGAGGUGCGGGGCCGGGCGCCGAGACGCGGCCUGGCGGCGCUCAGCACGUGCGACGGACUGAAGGGCGUCUUCCGCCUCCAGGACGAGGAUUAUUUCAUCGAGCCGCUGGCCGCGCGCUCCGGCGAGGCCGGCUCCGCGCAGCCCCACAGGAUCUCCAGGCGCCAAGCCCCGGAGCGCGGCCCAGCGGGACCGGGAGCCGGGAAGGAGCCGACACCGGGAGCAGCGUGUGGAGUUCCAGAAUCUCAGGAAAACCUGGAGAGGUCUGAGAAACGGAGGGAAAGAUGGGAACAGAAGCAGCAGAGGAGAAGGAUAAAGCAGCGCUCCAUCAGCAAGGAGAAGUGGGUGGAAACGCUGGUGGUGGCGGACACCAAGAUGGUAGAAUACCACGGCAGCGAGAACAUCGAGAAGUACGUGCUGACCGUGAUGAACAUGGUGGCAGGUCUCUUCCAUCACGCCAGCAUUGGAAACCCCAUCAACAUUGCUAUCGUGCGGCUCAUCCUGCUGGAGGAGGAGGAGGAGGAUCUGAAAAUCUCCCACCACGCAGACAACACCUUGAAAAGUUUCUGCAAAUGGCAGAAAAGUAUCAACAUUAAAGGAGAUUCCCAUCCACUGCAUCAUGAUGUGGCAGUCCUGCUCACAAGGAAGGACAUCUGCGCAGCGAUGAACAGGCCCUGCGAGACGCUGGGGCUGUCCCACGUGGCGGGGAUGUGCCAGCCCCACCGGAGCUGUAACAUAAACGAGGACACGGGGCUCCCGCUCGCCUUCACCGUGGCCCACGAGCUCGGACACAGUUUUGGGAUUCAGCAUGAUGGAAGCAGCAAUGACUGUGAGCCAGUUGGGAAACGACCUUUCAUCAUGUCUCCACAGCUCCUGUACGAUACGUCCCCGCUCACCUGGUCGCGCUGCAGCAGGGAGUACAUCACGCGCUUCCUCGACCGGGGCUGGGGGCUGUGCCUGGACGACCCGCCGGCCCGCGAGGUGCUCGACUACCCCUUGGUGCCCCCGGGCGUCCUCUACGAUGGCCGCCUGCGGUAUGGCCCCUUCUCCACCUUCUGCGACGACAUGGACAGCGUCUGCAACACGCUGUGGUGCACGGUGGGGAACACGUGCCAUUCCAAGCUGGAUGCUGCCGUCGACGGCACAACGUGCGGAGACAACAAGUGGUGCUUCAACGGCGAGUGCGUCCCGGUGGGCUUCCGCCCCGGCGCCGUGGAGGGCGGCUGGGCCCCCUGGAGCUCCUGGGCGUCCUGCUCGCGGAGCUGCGGCGCGGGCGUGCAGAGCGCCGAGCGCCACUGCAGCAACCCCACGCCCAAGUACGGGGGCAGGUACUGCCUGGGCGAGCGCAAGCGGUUCCGCGUGUGCAACGUGGCGCCGUGUCCCGCCGGGCAGCCCAGCUUCCGCCAGCUCCAGUGCAGCCACUUCAACCCCAUGCCCUACAAGGGGAGGCUCUACAAGUGGACGCCGGUGCCAAACAACGUGAACCCGUGCGAGCUGCACUGCCGGCCGGAGCGCGAGUACUUCGCAGAGAAGCUGCGGGACGCGGUCAUCGACGGGACCCCGUGCUACGAAAGCAACGCGAGCCGGGACAUGUGCAUCAACGGGAUCUGCAAGAACGUGGGCUGCGACUACGAGAUCGACUCCAACGCAGUCGAGGACCGCUGCGGCGUGUGCCACGGCAACGGCUCCACGUGCCAGACCGUGCAGAGGGUGUUCGAGGACAGCGAGGGGCUGGGGUAUGUCGAUAUUGGGAUUAUCCCCGUGGGAGCCCGCGAGAUUAGGAUUGAAGAGGUGGCCGAGGCAGGGAACUUCCUGGCCCUGCGGAGCGAGGACCCGGAGAAGUAUUUCCUGAACGGCGGCUGGACCAUCCAGUGGAACGGGGAUUACAAGGUGGCCGGCACCACCUUUACCUACGCGAGGACGGGCAACUGGGAGAACCUCACGUCGCCAGGGCCCACCGUGGAGCCCGUGUGGAUCCAGCUGCUGUUCCAGGAAAGGAACCCGGGCGUCCGCUACCAGUACACGGUGGCCAGGGAGGCGGAGAGCGGCAACGAGCUGGAGCAGCCCGAGUUCCUGUGGCGCUUCGGCUCCUGGACGGCCUGCACGGCCACCUGCGGCACCGGGGUGCAGAGGCAGGCGGUUCUGUGCGUGGAGCGGCUGGCGGGCAUCGUGGAGGAGCGGCACUGCGACGCGCGGAGCCGGAGGACGGUGCUCUGCAUCCAGAGCGUGGGCAUGGACGAGCAGAGGGCUCUGCAGCCGGCAGACUGCCAGCACCUCCCCAAGCCCGAGGCCACCGCUCCCUGUCACAGGGAUGUGCCCUGUCCCUCCCAGUGGACCGCUGGGAACUGGUCGGAGUGUUCAGUGACAUGCGGAAACGGAACACAAAGGCGCCCUGUUUUCUGCAGCAACAAUACGGGAGCAGCUUGUGAUCCUGCCCAAAGACCAACCUCGGAAGCUACUUGCUCUUUGCAGCAGUGCCAGAAGAAACUGGAAAACCCCAACACUGACUGGUCUGGCAGCGGGUCUUCCAGCAGAGAAAUAUUUAAUGAAAUACAUUACAUUCCCAAUAACCAUAUUGCUAAAUUUAACCCCUUUAUUCCAAAUAUUCCAGAGUCCAAUGAUGUCAAUAUCAUAACUGAGGAGGACUUUUCAUCCAGGAAGGGAAAUUUCUUUGUCGACGACUUUUAUUACGAUUAUAAUUUUAUCAAUUUCCACGAGGAUCUCUCUUACGAUCCAUUAAUUGAAAAAGACACGGAAAGUGAGGGACCAAAGCCAGAGCUGAGCACCAAUAACGUGGAGGAUGCUGGGGAGGUGACGGCCGAUGAUCUGCACACCGUAAAGCCGCCACGAGCAGAGGAAGAAAAUGCAGCAGGCCCUGAAGCAACUGCUCCCGCUGCAGUGCACGGCGAAGAGCAGACGGGGCCGGGGGGGCUGCUCGCCCCAGACUCGCCGGCCAGCGGCCUCCCCACCGCGUCCCCUUCUCUGGCCAUUCCCACCCCGCCGGUGCCUGCGGGCAGGAGCAGCGCUGGCGGGGACGAUGCCUGGGACGGACUCAAACGUAGGGAUGAGCUUGGGAGCACAGCAGCGGAUCACAGAAGUACAGAGGUUCCUGACGAGGCCGGCAGCGAAGAGCACCCCUGGGCGGGCACUGCUUGGAAAGGCCACGAAGACUCCCCUGAGAAGGGUUUUGUCCUCGUCAGUGACGGUAACGACGCCACCGAGGCCUGGACAGAGAGCGCGGCAGCCGGGGAGGCUGCGAGCAUGGACACCAUGCUGCUGGCCGAGGAGCCUCCAGGGCCUCUUCCCGCCGCGCCGAGGCUGGAGCAGGCCACGGGCAAGGCCAGCGAGGAGGCCGAUCCCGGUGCAAUUCCCGCUCCCAGCUCGGAAAGCAGCGAGCCAGGAGCUGGCAGAGCCCCCGCAGCAGCGCCGAGCCCCCAGCCAGAGCCCCACGGUGCCACCACGCUGCCCUGGGCCACGCUGGGGACCGCGUGCUCUGCCACGUGCGGCGUGGGAGCCAUCUGGAGAACCGUGCGCUGCAGCGCGGGCAGCGGCGAGGCCUGCGUCGCUGCAAACAAGCCCGUCCCCGCUCGGAGGUGCUCCCUGAGGCCGUGCUCAUCAUGGCACGUGGGCAACUGGAGCAAGUGCUCCAGGAACUGCGGCGGCGGCUCCAAGGUGCGGGACGUGCACUGCGUGGACACGAGGGAGCAGCGGCUCCUGCGGCCCUUCCACUGCCAGGCCGUGCUCUACAAGCCGCCCGCGCGGGCGCCGUGCCGCAGCCAGCCCUGCCUCGACUGGUACACGUCCUCCUGGAGAGAGUGCUCGGAGUCGUGCGGCGGCGGGGAGCAGGAGCGCCUGGUGACGUGCCCGGAGCCGGGGCGCUGCGAGGAGACCUUGCGGCCGAACAACACGCGGCCCUGCAACACUCACCCCUGCACCACGUGGGUGGUUGGAUCCUGGGGACAGCUUUCCAGGCAGGCGCACGGCUCUCCCAAGGAGAGUCCAGCCUGGCUUGGAGGAGAGGCACUUCGGGAGCGCUUGGCCUGCGUGUCUCGCACUGACGCGUGUCCGGGUCACAUCACAGGGCUCUAG